UCCCGCCAUGUCCCUUCCUUUCCAUUCUUUUCCUCUCAGCCCAAACUCCAGAAAAAAGAAAAACCAAAAAUGAAAGCUCCCAACAAAAUCAAACUGAAAACAAAGUUUUAGACACAGAAAAAAGAGAGCGAUAGUUCUUAGAUUCUUGGCUGGAAAAAAGGAAGGAUCUGAGUAUGGCAAGCGGGUGGGUCAAAUCUUUGCAAUGCAAAUCGAGAGCAUUUGAUGAUGUUUACCACCCGAACCCGAAGCAUUUGAUACCCAGUUCCAGUUGCAGACGAAGUUCUCAAAGCAUCAAAGACGUCAUCGAAACGACCAAGAAAAAGCCCAAGAAAUCCAACCCGAAACUACUUCCGAAAUCUAGCAGCAAAUCCGAACCGGAUUUGAAUAAUCCUCCGCCUCGACCUCGUCGGAGUAGUUCUCUCCCUGCCCGUCCCGUUCGAAACCCUGACCCUGUCCUGCCCUCACUGACUGAGCUGUCCGAGGGUCACCCUUCCAGGAACGUUGUGGAGAUUAUUUUCCAUACGAGUUGGAGUCCCAAGGCUUUCACGGGUCGGAUCGAGAUGAUUUUUAAAGUUCAAAACGGGCCGAGGACGGUGACCCGUUUUGAGGAGUAUCGAGAGACGGUCAAGACUCGGUCGGGGUCGGGUGGUCCGGCUUCUGCUGACGAGGAAAAUGCGAGGUGCGUUGCAGACGGGAACGAGGUUAUGCGUUUCCAUUGUUUGGGUCCCACUUCAGGGAACUGCGGAAUGAACGAUACGUGGCUAUUUUCCGGCGGGAAAGGUGCGGCGAUUUGCACGUAUUCCGGGAGCGGCGGGGCCCACGAGAGCGCUGGAGGUGGGAGGGGGCGGAGGGCGAUGUUGGUUUGCCGGGUUAUAGCGGGUCGAGUCUCGAAGAGGGUAGGCUUCGGCUACGAGUCAUUGCUGGAUGGGCGAGUUGGCUACGACUCAGUGAGUGGUGACAACGGCGAGUUGCUCGUGUUUGAUCCACGUGCGGUGUUGCCUUGCUUUCUUAUUAUCUACAAAUUGUAAAAAUAGUGGAAAAAAAAAACCUCCUUUUUUUGGUUUUCCUUUAUAUAUGUUUUUUUCUAAUAUUUUUUAUGAGGGUGCAUCUUCUUUUGUUGCAUUUAUCAACACAAUUUUUUUCCUUUCUUUUUGGGAUUCAAUAUUUUUUUCUGGGUUUUUAUUAUGUGAUUAUUAGUAAAAAAAAAUUGGGUUGAUAAAUGCUAAUUGUUCACGUUACUUGACCCUUUGCUCUUCUUCUAU
Theobroma umbraticum is the source of this 1262-nucleotide messenger RNA. RefSeq names its product sulfated surface-like glycoprotein. NCBI's taxonomy places the organism in Eukaryota, Viridiplantae, Streptophyta, Magnoliopsida, Malvales, Malvaceae. The record is from RefSeq and is a predicted model, not a curated record.